This is a messenger RNA of Aspergillus nomiae NRRL 13137, 900 nucleotides long. RefSeq lists its product as uncharacterized. Gene Ontology annotation, cellular component: nucleus. The record is from RefSeq and is a predicted model, not a curated record. Lineage: Eukaryota; Fungi; Ascomycota; Eurotiomycetes; Eurotiales; Aspergillaceae. Bases 1 to 900 code for a protein of 299 amino acids. Gene Ontology annotation, biological process: regulation of DNA-templated transcription. Gene Ontology annotation, molecular function: DNA-binding transcription factor activity, RNA polymerase II-specific; DNA binding; zinc ion binding. The transcript has 3 exons.
AUGCCGGCGGUGGAUGUCCUGCGGCGGCACGUGACCGCCGCGGAGGCUCGACAUUUGUUCGUGGAGACUCUGGAGAGUCCCAUCCAUCCUUCGACUGUUAGAACGGUCCGUGGCUAUAAACUUCUUUUCAGCACAACGGGUUUAUGCCCACUUUGGGAGGGGGAGUGCGCGAGCCAAGCAUUUCUUGGCUCCACCACCAUCGGUGAGGCACUUACCGGCUUGAUUCAUUUAUUAGGCCCCGGGAUUCCCAGGCACCAUCGCCCCCGAUCGUCCAAUCUGCUGUCUGGAGAUCACCUUCUGGGGUAUCAGUCCGGGCAAGACAUCGCAAAUCCCAAUCUGCUGCGCUCAGAGAAUACCACAGACUGGUAUCUUGGUAUAAAGCCCAAUGCCCUAGGCCCAUGGAUUCAACCCAAGCAUGGAAACCGUCGCUACCUCACCUCUAUACCCAUGGACCAGAGAACCAGGCUGCGCAAGGCUUGUGAUGCCUGCAGUAUUCGAAAGGUGAAAUGUGAUACAAGCGGGCCGCCCUGUCGGUCGUGCGCAAGCUUGGAUAUCCCCUGUACUUAUGAGCGACCAAGCAGGCGCCGUGGUCCUCCCAACCGUCAUGCAGAAGCGCUUAAACGACAGAAGCUCACGGCAUCGCCCGGUGGCUCCCCCACCCCGUCUGAUCAUACAUCUCCAGAAUCGACAGGGCUCUUGAACAGCCAACCUUUUCCGCCACCAGCAGUUUUCUCUUUGGAGCUGAUUUGUCCGUUGUCUACUAUACGACUCCUGAUUGAUGAUUACUUCACCUACAUCCACCCGCUAAUACCCGUCCCUCAUGAACCGACCUUUCGUGCUGCCCUUGAUCGAAGAGAGGAUGUCACCAACCGUACUUUCCUGGCCCUGGCGGCUCCAUGA